UUAAAAGCAGUGACAAAAAAACAGCUUCUGUGGUUGAUGCUGCUUUCUGUUGAAUAAACGGAAAUUAUGCUGCUUCUGCUUUUCAGUUUUAAAAAUAGGGAGUUUGACCAACAGUGUGAAACAGCCAUCAGUGAAGGACAGUCUGUUCAGCUCAACUAGAGAGAUUUCCAGUUUGGUUCUCUAAAGACACACAAGAACAUGAUUGCUACGGAAAAGUUGCUUCUGAUUUCCUGCCUUUUUCAAGGUAUAAUUUGCAAUGAAUUGAAAGCCUUCAUGCCGCAGCGUAUUAAAGCCUUGAGCGGCUCCUGUGUGCUGAUUCCAUGUACAUUCACAAUUGAAGAGAGGUUGGAGAGUGCAAUGGUGGAACCGGCCAGAGGAAUUUGGAUGACUUCUUAUAAUUUCAGAGAUAUUGUAUUUGACUCCAGUAGACAUUAUGGCGAGAAAACCCUGAAAGCAGAGCUACUUGGUAAAGUGACUAACAAGAAUUGCACCACAAUAAUAAAUCAUUUAAAAAGAAGUGAUUCAAAAAGUUAUUUCUUCAGAGCAGACCCCCCUAAAUACACCUUUCGCGAGAAUGUUAGGCUUGAAGUUGUAGACUCUCCGGACAGACCAGCGAUCAGCCCAUCGAGUGCAGUGAAGGAGGGAGCUCCCACGAGUUUAGCCUGCACUGCUCCAGCCCCGUGCCCAAGAGAACCUCCAACCCUGGUGUGGAGCGACACUCUGAACGGGAGUGUGGAGAUAGAGCAGGUUGAGCAGCAGGAUGGGACCAAAGCUGUAUCUUCUGUUCUGACAUUCACUGCCUCACAUCUGCACCACAACAAGGACAUCACAUGCACUGCGCAGUAUCCAGUGGGGUCUGAAAGUAAAAGCGCUGGAAAAGUCUCGACUCUUCAUGUUCUCUAUUCACCGAAGAACACGUUGGUGUUAAUAAACCCUUCUGGUGAAAUACAUGAAGGAGAUCAUGUGACACUGAGCUGCAGCAGCAAUGCAAACCCAGCAGUGAGCCGCUACACCUGGUUUAAAGUGAAGGGAGAUAAUAUCAAUGAGAAAAGUGCUGAACAGAAUCUCACUUUUACUGACAUUAACCCGAGUGACAGUGGACUGUACUACUGUGAAGCAAGGAAUGAGCAUGGGGCAGAGAACUCGACAGCCGUGCAGCUGAAUGUAGCAUAUUCACCGAAGAACACGUUGGUGUUAAUAAACCCUUCUGGUGAAAUACAUGAAGGAGAUCAUGUGACACUGAGCUGCAGCAGCAAUGCAAACCCAGCAGUGAGCCGCUACACCUGGUUUAAAGUGAAGGGAGAUAAUAUCACAGAGAAAAGUGUUGAACAGGAUCUCACUUUUACUGACAUUAACCCGAGUGACAGUGGACUGUACUACUGUGAAGCAAGGAAUGAGCAUGGGGCAGAGAACUCGACAGCCGUGCAGCUGAAUGUAGCAUAUUCACCGAAGAACACAUCGGUUUUAAUAAACCCUUCUGGUGAAAUACAUGAAGGAGAUCAUGUGACACUGAGCUGCAGCAGCAAUGCAAACCCAGCAGUGAGCCGCUACACCUGGUUUGAAGUGAAAGGAGAUAAUAUCACAGAGAAAAGUGUUGAACAGUACCUCACUUUUACUGACAUUAACCUGAAUGACAGUGGACUGUACUACUGUGAAGCAAGGAAUGAGCAUGGGGCAGAGAACUCGACAGCCGUGCAGCUGAAUGUAGCAUAUCCACCAAAGAAUACAUCGGUGUUAAUAAACCCUUCUGGUGAAAUACAUGAAGGAGAUCAUGUGACACUGAGCUGCAGCAGCAAUGCAAACCCAGCAGUGAGCCGCUACACCUGGUUUGAAGUGAAGGGAAAUAAUAUCACAGAGAAAAGUGUUGAACAGAAUCUCACUUUUACUGACAUUAACCCGAGUGACAGUGGACUGUACUACUGUGAAGCAAGGAAUGAGCAUGGGACAGAGAACUCGACAGCCGUGCAGCUGAAUGUAGCAUAUUCACCGAAGAACACGUUGGUGUUAAUAAACCCUUCUGGUGAAAUACAGGAAGGAGAUCAUGUGACACUGAGCUGCAGCAGCAAUGCAAACCCAGCAGUGAGCCGCUACACCUGGUUUAAAGUGAAGGGAGAUAAUAUCAACGAGAAAAGUGCUGAACAGGAUCUCACUUUUACUGACAUUAACCCGAGUGACAGUGGACUGUACUACUGUGAAGCAAGGAAUGAGCAUGGGGCAGAGAACUCGACAGCCGUGCAGCUGAAUGUAGCAUAUCCACCAAAGAACACGUUGGUGUUAAUAAACCCUUCUGGUGAAAUACAGGAAGGAGAUCACGUGACACUGAGCUGCAGCAGCAAUGCAAACCCAGCAGUGAGCCGCUACACCUGGUUUGAAGUGAAGGGAGAUAAUAUCAACGAGAAAAGUGCUGAACAGAAUCUCACUUUUACUGACAUUAACCCGAGUGACAGUGGACUGUACUACUGUGAAGCAAGGAAUGAGCAUGGGGCAGAGAACUCGACAGCCGUGCAGCUGAAUGUAGGAUGCAUGCCACAGAUUUCACAUGAAUCCAGUUGCUCAAAAGAUGAUACCGAAAGCAUUACCUGCAUUUGUGUGAGCCGUGGGAGUCCAUCACCGAUCACUGAAUGGAGGAUUGCUGGAAAUAAACUGGAAAACAACACAGAUAGAGGGAGCAUCAGUAACUCAAAGUUAGAAGACCACACAAUGAGAAGCACACUCAUCCUGCUGGAGCCGUUGGCUAAAAAUGAGGCUAUACAGUGUCUGAGUAAAAACCGCAUUGGCACUGCAAGCUUCCAGUUCCAUGUGUUCCAUGAACAGAAGGAAGCUCCUGCAACUCCAUGUAUUUAUGUUGUCAUGGGAACAGCGGCUGUUCAGAUGUUAGCCACCAUUUUGGUUGUUUUCAUAAUGAAAAGAAAGAGAAAGGUAAGUCUGGAUUUUUUCAUUUGCUCAGAGUUGCUUAAUACUGUGGAACUGGUUCUAUGUUCUAUUAGUUUUGCUGGUUUUUGAUCUUGUCAUUUUCUUUGUUUAAAUCCCUCAAUUUGAGCAUUUGAAUGCUAAAUAAUGUAUUAACCACAUAUCACAUAAGUAUGAUACAGAAUUGAAGUAACAUUGUAACCCAAAACAUUCAGUAAAAUAGAAUAUACAUGAACUACCAGGACAGCAGCUGUCUCUAUACUGUGAACCCCUAUAUAGACUCUUAAGUAAUAUUUGCAUUACAUUUAGUGAUGAGGAACAGCCAGUGAUUCUGUAGUAUUGUUAAACUUACAGCACAGUUACUUGCCAAUUACAGGUAUGGCCAAAAGUUUAGCAUCACCUAGAAUUUUAGGAUUGAGACAUCAUUAAAAGAAAAAAAACUACAUGAACAUAAUUUAGAUCUUUUAUUUAACAUCAUGUAAUCAAAUAAACUACAAAAUGAUAUUGCAAACAUUCCACUGGAAGCCAUAAUAGUAGUACAGUAGUAUUUUAUGUUAGAUUUCGAAAUGUCACAUUUUUGUCAGUUUUCCGUUGAGUAUAUGGCAAACUGCGAAGCGGUAUGUAGUUCAAUAUGUUAACGUAACAUUAUUCAGCAGGUUUCAUUCGACUUCAUGAAGCAAAAUUAGAUCAUUCUAUUGGGCGCUGCAAAACUUUUGCCCAUAGCUGUAUUUUAGUGAUUAAACUCAAAUAAAACGAAUAGAUUGCAAAUAAAAUGGUGUUGAAACGGUUUUGAAAUCUUGGGUUGGAUUGUUUCUAUAGGCUGAGCAUCGUGGCAGAGAAAAUAACCCCUUUGGGGAUCUCCAGCUCUCAAACGUGAGUAACACAGAGUAACAUGAUAGUAGAGAAUAUACUGGGAACCCCUCAAUAUUAGACAUGAAUCAUUUAAUGAAGAACAAACAUUCAAACUCUGUACAGUAUGCCCAUUAAGGGAUACUUUAUGUUAUCUAACAUGAGUCCUUCAUGUAUUGUCUGUUUUGUAUAAUUAUCUAUAGCUGUGUAUUUGUAGGUGAUUAUUUAUCAGGAUUCCACUAAAGUAGGGUUACCAUAUGACUCCAUUUACACUGGGACAGUUUAGAACAGUUCAGGCCUUUCAACUCACACCCCAAUGAUUUCUGGUACACGUUACCUGUCUCAGGUACCUUUCACAGUAGAACUACACUUACCAGAAUGCAUUGGGGUGGGUGUUGAUAAGCCUGAACCUUCCUGUCAUAUGUUAGCCCUACACUAAAGUAUUGUUCCGCUACACUGACUGCUUCUGCUGCUGCAUGUUACACAUUGAAAGGAGCAACGACAAUGAAUAAGGACAGAUGCUUUGACACUGAACUUGAAGUUUUAACUGUGCUGUAUGUUGUUGGGUUUUUGAAUUCAGGCCGGUCAGAACUCAAAGGAUGAUGCUGAGGUCACUUAUACUGCACUGAACACAUGAGCUGUUUCCUCAGACUAUGAAGAAAUAUGCAAGAAGUAACCAGGAUGGAAAUCUUUGCUCUAAUUGAUAAUGCUGGCGGCUGAUAAAAUUUACUGCCUUCAUUUUGUGAACAGUAAUGCUACUCUUUAGUCCUUCACUGUUUGCUUAGCUUUAAGAGGCUUUAUUGAACUGGAGCUUCAUUUAUGGCAAAAGAAUGCAAUUCUGUUUUAAAGCACAGAUAUAAAAAUGUGCAUCUCCAGUCAAAAUGUAUUUCACACAGUAUUUUUUAUUAUUUUUAUUUCACAAUAUUGUAAAACCAAAAAAAAGCUUAUUUUUUUUUUAAUAAGAUAUUGAUGAAUGUAUUUGAAUAUAUUUAGCAAUCAUGACCUGCUACAUAUAUUGUAUCAUCAGUAAGGUGUUCAAUACGGUAGAUAAGUCAUCUACAAUACACUGCACUUUUUAAACACAUAUUUACAAUAUAUUCCAAUGUAUUUUAUAUUUCUUGAGGGAUGAUGUCUUUCUCAGUUUUAAUUUCAAAUAAAUAAUGAAACUUCUUUCUCGCCUUGGAAAUACUGGAGCAGUGAGCUUUUUUUUUGGUGUGAUUACUGGCUCUCAUAAGUCCUUAUCACCUGGAGAGUUUACCAACCCCCCCCCCCCCCCCAAAAAAAAAAAAAAAAAAUAAA
This is a messenger RNA of Acipenser ruthenus (sterlet), 5058 nucleotides long. RefSeq names its product B-cell receptor CD22-like. The record is from RefSeq and is a predicted model, not a curated record. Lineage: Eukaryota; Metazoa; Chordata; Actinopteri; Acipenseriformes; Acipenseridae. Bases 199 to 3003 code for a protein of 934 amino acids. The transcript has 13 exons.